AUGCUCGGCAAGAUCCUCCUUACCAUCGACGCCCUCAUUCUCCUCAUCGGUGCCCCGGUGGCCGACUACAAUGAAACCCACAUCUUUAAUCCGGCCUGGAAGCCACAUGCAAAAUUUCAUUGCGGCCAAACCAUUACCUUAUCCGUGGUCCUGGGCCUCGCAACCCUCUUUUACACCUGGCUGCCAUGCGGCCCAGCCAAAUCAGGCCCGGUCCCCACACCGGCCGUACAGGUCGAGAGGCGUGAGCGGAUGAAGGAUUCUUUGCGCACGGCGGGCUUCCUUGGAAGUGUCUACUGGUUGGCAGGGUUGGCAGCCAUCUUGUAUCCCAACACUGCAGGAACCGAUCCCGAGUUCGGCGACGUCAACGACUUCCCUCAAGGCAAAAUGUUCCCGGCAUUUGCUGGCUUGGCCAUCUUGGGGGCAUGGCUCGAGACGAGGCGCCUUAGAUGA
Molecule: messenger RNA, 450 nt
Organism: Neurospora hispaniola
Lineage: Eukaryota; Fungi; Ascomycota; Sordariomycetes; Sordariales; Sordariaceae
Exons: 2
Coding region: 1-450 (149 amino acids)
Source: RefSeq, a predicted model, not a curated record